UUGAGGAAAACUUAAAUACACCAGAAGCGCAACAAGUUUACAAUUUGAUUUGUAAAAGCACAACUUUCAAUACUUACAAUGAUGGGAAAAUUGAAUUUUUUGUUACUGCUGGCAAUAUCAGACAUAUGGAUUAUCCCCGUGGCCACUCUCUGUCGGGAUCCAGAGUCUCUAAAUAUCACAACCCUCCAGAUGGAUGUCGAGAAAAAACUCACCUUGCGUAAUGUUCCAAACAGCUUUGUAGAGAAACGCACGCACACCAGGAGAUUCAACGCCAGGUGUCCCAGUAAGACCGACGUUCUAAGCGACCCAAAGUUUCGGACCUCCAUUUGUCCGACCUACCGUGUGACUGACGUCGACGUCAACAGAAUCCCCCAGACAAUCGUCCAGCGUCGGUGUAAGUGCACCGAGUGCCUGUCGGUGUUGGACAGUACUCUGGGGCCCCGCGCCUUCUCCAGAUGCGUGCCCACCUUCCAAUACCAGAUGGUUCUACGCAGGGUGGGAUGCGCUAGCGGGGUGUUCGAAUAUAAACCCGUAAUGGAGCCCUUUGUCGUUGGAUGCUCAUGUAAACUUUUCUUUGAUCAAUGAAUGAUUUCAGAGUAAAGCAUCCCCGAUUUAGGGCGAUUAAUCAGAUAUGUAUGUGCCUUCUUGCCGGUUUAUUUAACAAUA
Molecule: messenger RNA, 666 nt
Organism: Magallana angulata
Lineage: Eukaryota; Metazoa; Mollusca; Bivalvia; Ostreida; Ostreidae
Product: interleukin 17-like protein
Exons: 3
Coding region: 79-585 (168 amino acids)
Cellular component (GO): extracellular region
Molecular function (GO): cytokine activity
Source: RefSeq, a predicted model, not a curated record